Molecule: messenger RNA, 600 nt
Organism: Hirsutella rhossiliensis
Lineage: Eukaryota; Fungi; Ascomycota; Sordariomycetes; Hypocreales; Ophiocordycipitaceae
Product: mitochondrial ATP synthase G subunit
Exons: 3
Coding region: 1-600 (199 amino acids)
Biological process (GO): proton motive force-driven ATP synthesis
Molecular function (GO): proton transmembrane transporter activity
Source: RefSeq, a predicted model, not a curated record
AUGGCCAUGGCGUCGUCGUCGCUCGCCCGCCCUGUCCUCCGCUCCCGCGUCGCCCUGCGCUUCGCCCCUCGCCGCUUCGAGAGCUCCGCCGCCGCCAGCAAGGUCUCCGAGGCUGCAAAGGACACGGCCUCCAAGGCAAAGGAGUACCAGGCUAGGGCUCAGCAGGGCCUGUCGCGCGUCACCACCGCCGCCGGCCCGGCCAUUGUCGGCGCCGCCAGGGGUGUCACGAGUGCGCUGGGCAAGAUGGGCGGCCGCACGGGCAAGUUCAUUGCCUUUGUCGAGCGGCAAACCCCCUUUGUCGUCUACUACUCCAAGGUCGGUCUCGAGAUGGGCAAGAUCAUGUUUCACGGCCAGAAGAUGAGCCCUCCCUCAAUGGCCACCUUCCAGACCUACUACCAGAACCUCUGGCGCUCCGUACAAAACGGCUCCAUCUUGCAGGCGCCCCAGAACCUCCUCCAGCAGGUCCGCAGCCUCAACACCGCCCACCUCGCCACCGGUGGCGUCGUACUCGCCGAGUGCCUGGGCUUCUUCACCGUCGGCGAGAUGAUUGGCCGUUUCAAGAUCGUCGGCUACCGCGGCGAGCCUGGUCACCACCACUGA